AUGGUGUGUAGCGCCUCCAUCACUAGUUGGCAUGGUAACACCACGGUUGCCCUGGGAGACCAAAGGUCGCUACGGAAGACUGAUACGUAUCCGUCAACGAACGACCUAUUACUACAACUACUACUUGCUGCUGAUGUUGCUCUGGUCGGGGUGUUUACGUAUAUUGGGAUAAAGUUGCUUACUUCGUGGGGACAGUUCUUUAACAGAUCACGCUGUCUAUUUCGUUUGAAAGUCAACGAUCUGAAAACAUGUGGAAACGUUUUUCCUGUGCAGGGUAUUUGUGGUGUCUAUGAGGGUAUUUGUGGUGUAUAUGAGAGUAUUUGUGGUGUCUAUGAGGGUAUUUGUGGUGUAUAUGAGGGUAUUUGUGGUGUAUAUGAGGGUAUUUGUGGUGUAUAUGAGGAUUUGGAUUUAGUAGCACUAAUAAUUGUUCUUACGUCAUCGUUUACCCGAUGUCAGAUGGUCUGUCCAUCUGGAUAUACAGUUUCAAGUUGGCAUGGCAACGGGUGUGUGGACACGGAUGAAUGCCAUGAAGGUGGACUCGGACAGUGUUCUCAAAUGUGCACAAACACACAAGGAUCUUUCAGGUGUUCGUGUUACCAUGGUUACUCAAUCGACAAUGAUGGCUGGACAUGUCAUGCUGAUGGUCCUCCCUUUUAUUUAAUAUUCAGUCAAGGAACAGAAAUAUUUAAAUUGCAGCCUGAAGGGAUAGAUCAUAGGUCAUUGUUACAGGAGCUUGGCAAUGCUGUUGCUAUUGACUACCACUAUCAGUACAACAGCAUUUUUUGGGUUGACACCACUGAGAAUAUACUGUACAAAGCUUCUUUGGAGGGCACUCAUAGACAGGCAAUGUUAAAGCUUGGUGAUACUACAGUGGUUGGCUUGGCAGUGGAUUGGAUACAUGAUUACCUGUACUGGACAGAUGCUGAAAAUAAUAAUGUUGAAAUGAGUGCAUUGGAUGGAAGUCAUCGCCAAACUGUUGUACAUCUAUCAGCUCUCACACCAAGAAGUAUUGCUGUGAAUCCAAUUGAUGGAUGGCUAUACUGGACUAGCUGGGGAGCGUCAUCAAGAAUUAUCCGAAGUCGUCUAGAUGGUUCAGAUAUAACACCUCUAGUGUUCAGUUCCAUCAUACAACCAAAUGGGUUGACAUUAGAUUUCGUAGAUGAGCGACUUUAUUGGGUAGAUAACGGUACACGCACACUGGAGUCUUGUCACUGGAAUGGCACAGAUAGGAGGCUCAUUUUGCAUACAGCUGAACAUCAACCGUUCGCCGUUACAACUUUCCUGAGUCAUAUCUACUGGACAGAUUGGAAUAGUAACUCCUUGACAAGAGCCACCAAGUACAAUGGCGAGGACAUUGUCGGCAUUAGUACAAAUCAUCUGAUAAGUCCUCCUAUCGAUGUUAAAAUUGUACAUCCAUAUCGGCAGCCAUGGUCCACACCAAUAGACGGAGACUGCAAUAGUACGGAAUGUAGUGAGCCCAAGCCUCUGCCUGAUCGACCAUUUGUUGUCUUUAGCAAUAAAAAUGAUUUAAGAAGAAUGAAUUUUGAUGGUACCGACUAUCGACAUAUAUUACAAAAUGGGAUGAAAAAUGUAUUGACGUUAGAUUACGACCCGAUCGGUAAAAUGUUGUACUUUGCUGAUGCUGAUUUUAAUAAGAUUGAGAGAGUUUCCGUUGAUGGAUCAUUACGUGACCUUGUAAUAGCCCAUGACUUGAGUGUUGUAGAAGGCUUGGCUGUAGACUGGAUACAUCGUAAAAUUUACUGGACUGAACUGGGUAACAGUCGCAUCUCACGUAGCGAUCUGGAUGGAACAAAUAGAGAAGUGAUCAUAUCCCAUAAUAUUAGUAAACCAAGAGGGAUUGCUGUAUUUCCACAAUUGGAGUUAUUCUAUUGGACUGACUGGGGUGACCAAGCGAAGAUAGAAGUUUCCAGUUUGGAUGGUACACAGCGUAGCAUCAUAGCAACCUCAAAUGUGACUUGGCCGAACGGAAUAACAAUAGAUUACCAUGGUAAUAAAGUAAUCUGGUGUGAUGCCAAACAUAAUACAAUAGAAGAAGCUAACCUAGAUGGGAGUGAGCGGCGUAUCGUCACAGACUUUGAAAUUACGCAUCCUUUUGCCAUCACGCAGUUUAACCAGCAUAUCUGGUAUACUGAUUGGGCACGCCCAGAAAAUGUGAUUUUUCGCGUUGAUCAGAGUACUGGUUUGAGUAGAGUGCGCCUACAGGGUAGUAUGUCACAACCAUCUGGAUUGCAGAUUAUACAUCCUACAGUGAAGAAACCAACAAAUAUAGCUGAUAUCAAUCUGUGUUCUAUCUUAAACGGGAGAUGCGACCAUCUUUGUUACCAUGAUAGCAUUAAUAAGGCCAUUUGUGCUUGUCGCCAGGGUUACCGUCUCCAAGAAGAUAUGAGAUCUUGUCAGAUAGAUGAAUGUUUAGCUGGUAUAGCCGAGUGUGACGUCAAUGCUAUUUGCAUAGACACGCCUACAAGCUAUCAGUGCCAUUGUAAAUCAGAAUACAUCGGUGAUGGUUUCUCAUGCUCUCGAGUUGUAGAAGAGGCGCUACCCACGGCAACAGGAGCAUUAAGUGAUGAUCAUCAUACUGCCUGCGGAGCCGACCAUGAUGCAUAUUGCUACAAUGGCGGUACAUGUUCGUACUCUGAAGUAACAAACCAAUACAAGUGUCAGUGCAUGUCUGGUUUUCUUGGCAUACGUUGUCAGUUAGACACACAGAUGUUUGAUUCGGUCAAAGGAAGAGAAAAGUUUCAUAAAACGUUGUACAUUUCACUUGGGGUUGCAUUACCAGUUGUGAUAGCUAGCAUUGUCAUAACUAUAGUCUGCUGUGUUAAAAGCAGACAUAAGAAACACAAUCCAAAGCGCUGUAAUUCCUGCAGCGGUCGUAUAACAGCCCCCAACAGUAAUGGAUACUAUGAAAAUCGGGGACCAACGGAAAGAAUUCCUUCUACUUCUUCAUAUAAAGAUGUAGCUCGAAGCUAUUACAGCAGAACACCCCGACAGAUUUCAGAACGAAGCAGAAACACAGCAGGUUCACGUCAUCACGGCAUGGCCAUCAACAGCAUAAGUGGAUCGGCGGCCGCAAGACUUAAAAAUCAACGCAUUGUAGUGCCAAAGCCAUCCAAACUAAGUAUGCCAUCCCUAACCAAAUCCAGCAGUAAAGAAAACGGAAUUGAUAUGAACCGAGAUAGCUAUAUCGGAGUUAACAAACGUGCUGACACAUCAAACGCUAUUGCUAUAUCCCCAAUUAGUAAUGCUACCGAGGCAGAUGAUUAUAUGGAUAUGUCGCAGGGUCGAAAGUCUUCUGUUUAUGUUAAUAUCGAGCUUAGUAGUCCAGCCAAGAAAGCCUCGCAAUUACGCGAUCCAAUGGCAUUGUUUAAUGAAAAAGAGAGCCAGGAAUUUCUGUGA
Messenger RNA from Saccoglossus kowalevskii, 3417 nucleotides. RefSeq names its product low-density lipoprotein receptor-related protein 4-like. Gene Ontology annotation, molecular function: calcium ion binding; Wnt receptor activity; growth factor activity. NCBI's taxonomy places the organism in Eukaryota, Metazoa, Hemichordata, Enteropneusta, Harrimaniidae. Gene Ontology annotation, cellular component: plasma membrane. Gene Ontology annotation, biological process: canonical Wnt signaling pathway; epidermal growth factor receptor signaling pathway; positive regulation of MAPK cascade. The record is from RefSeq and is a predicted model, not a curated record.